UGAUGAACAAAAUGGUGGAGGGCUAGCAUAGGAACCAUGGGUCAGAAAGUCACCCGCGAUACAUCGCUUGAGACCGCUUGCAUACCGGGCACGACUUCGCAGCGAAGAGACCUCGACCAGCACCUAUUCCGAGCUAGGCAUCUGCUGACCACGCUGAGCACCAUGUCCGAUGCACGCACCUGCCACGCUCCUAGCCUCAACUGCGAGCGCACGAGUGUCCAUGCCAUGGCUGCUCUUUAGCCAGUGCAAUAAGCGAGCCCAGCGAGCCGGGUCGCUCGUGCGGUCGUCCGUAUCGCCCAUCCUUCUCUUCGUCUAGCCACUCCGUGUGAAACACCUUCCUGUAUCUCUGGCCAGGGACCACCAGUGUGUCGACAGUCUUAAGAUAGAUGACGGGAUAAUGCACGUCAUCGCACGGCUCCCCUUCCUUCCGCGGGCUCUGGCGAUACAUAGACAGAUCCUUGGGAAAGCCAUACUAUCGUCGCGCAGGAUGUCUGUCUUCAACGCCUCUCGUCUCGUCGGCAAGACCGUGCUCGUUACUGGCGCAAGCGCGGGUAUCGGCGCAGCCACUGCCAUCUUGUUUGCGAAGGGAGGAUCGAAUGUGAUCCUCUGCGCGCGCCGCGUAGAUGCCCUGGCAAAGGUCGCUGAGGUGUGCGCCACUGUGCACCAGGAGUCCGGCCUCAAACAGGGUGGCAAGUUCGCUACCGUCCAGCUCGACGUUGCGGACAAGGCGCAGGUCGCGUCUCUCUUCGACAAAAUCCCUCAGGACCUGCACGACGUAGACAUCCUCGUGAACAACGCUGGGUUUGUGUAUGGCACUGAGCGUGUGGGAGAUAUUGCGGCAUCGGACUACGAGGCGAUGUUCUCUACGAAUGUCUUCGGCCUCAUUGCUAUGACUCAGCUCUUCGUCAAGAGGUUCAAGGCUAAGAAGUCCGGCCAUAUCAUCAACCUCGGUUCGGUAGCCGGCCGAGAAGCCUAUGAGCUCGUCGACACGCCAAUUCGCGUCACAGAAAUUCAGCCCGGCAUGGUUGAGACUGAGUUCUCCGUCGUCCGCUUCCGUGGUGACAAGACAGCGGCGGACAAGGUCUACGAGGGCCUGCACCCAUUAACUGCGGAGGACAUCGCUGAGGAGGUCGUGUGGGCAGCUGCGAGACCGCCACACGUCAAUCUGGCCGAAGUCUUUGUGCUUCCGGUUAAUCAAGCCUCCCCUAACAUUGCUUACCGGGGUGGAAAGUGAGUGAACCUGCUCGGGAGGAAGCGCACUCACGAUACUUAGCGUACAAACAAGAUCGAGAUUGUAAGCUAGCGGUAUAUAUCUUGUAGCAAUACAUGAGGUAUUCACAUGAG
Fomitopsis serialis is the source of this 1344-nucleotide messenger RNA. RefSeq names its product NAD(P)-binding protein. Gene Ontology annotation, cellular component: cytosol. NCBI's taxonomy places the organism in Eukaryota, Fungi, Basidiomycota, Agaricomycetes, Polyporales, Fomitopsidaceae. Bases 398 to 1234 code for a protein of 278 amino acids. The record is from RefSeq and is a predicted model, not a curated record. Gene Ontology annotation, molecular function: oxidoreductase activity. The transcript has 10 exons.